CCUGUUAGAAGCUCACCCACUCAGACCCUCCCUUCUACAUAAAUUUGAUUCCCUGCCAAGGUUUUAGUAAUAAAUAGUUUGCAAGUUCGCUGAACACAGAGCUGCAGCUGUUCAGGAAACUUCAAAACAAGAUCACAAGUUGCUGUGUCUACGACAUCCAAUACUAUGUUAAAUUACAGCAUAAAAGAAGGGCAUUUUUGCCUUGUUCCUGCUUUUAGAGAGGAGAAUUUUAUUUCAUCAUGGAGGAUGAUGCUAGCAGCGGGCUUGCUCUAUAUGGCCUAUACUAUAUUGAGAAACUUGGAAAUAAAGACUAAACUACUAAAACUUUCAACCAAGAAAACUUCUCCAGAAAAGAACAAUAUUUUAGGUAGGAGGCCCGGGUUCAGUUCUCUGAGCAACUCCAGGAGCUACCCCCAAGGACCCUGGGAUUACCCACUGUGUACUGCUGGAUAUGGCUUCAAAACCACUAGACAAUGUGACCAGACACCCUCUCCUAAGAAACAGAAAACCAAACAGGCCAUGAAGAACUCCGCUGAGAGAAGUGCUAGAACAGAUACAAGUAUCCGAAUUAGCAAAGUCACAGAGAAAUCUGCUUGCUUAAGAACCUACGACAACCAGCUUGUUUAUUUUAUUUGUGAGAAUAAAGAUUCUGAGAUCUAUAUUCGAGACCUCACUACAGAACAAGAAAAAGACAAAGUGUUACUCACUUACUACUGUUUUCAACCCUCAAUUGAAUCAGGUGAUGUUGUUGAUGGCCAUAGGUCCAUAGUAAGCCUGAGCCCUGAAAAACACAAACGCUUCCUCCUGCAUGCCGACACCAAUGACGAGGAGCAGUCUGUCAAGCUCCAAGAAGUUGCAGAGUCAUUGCCAUACCAGGCGCUCUUUCAUCUCCAUGUGAACUCCUUCCCAUUCGUUAAGUUUGAAUGCAAGAACAAUCCUGGAGUGUACAUAGGAGUAAAGGACAAUCAACUUACUCUAAUUAAAAAAGAAGACGAAACUAUGGAAAUGAACACUGUAUUUAAGAUCUCUAGGAUCUCUGAUAUCCCUAAGAUUUAGCAUUAUAUGGGUAUAUUAUGCUAGCAUAAUAUAGCAGCUUAUGGGUGGAGCAGCCCAAGGAAAAAAGAAUGAGAGAUAAGCUAAGUAAGAGACAUACCAAUUAAGGGAAACAAAGUGAUUAGCUAGCAGGACAACAUUUUUUUUAUUAUGUAUAAAUUAUUUUCCUUAGUUUUAUUUGUUUCUGAACCACACCUGUCAGUGCCUAAUGGUUACUUUCCGCACAUUACUCAGAGGUCAGUCUAGGUAGGGCUCAGGAGACCAUGUGCUGCUGAGGAUAAAGUCAUCAGUUCCCACAUGCAAAACAUGUGCGCAAGACCUUUGAGCCAUCUCCCCAGCCCUGGUUAUAUUUAUUAUUUCUCUCUGAAUUACUGUAUCUUAAACAUACGUAGCAAUAUAUUAAAAAGGAUAUUGAUUUAAAAAAAAAAGGAGUUGCCAACAUCCUGAAGAGAUUCAGACUGGCCUUUACUUUUUUCAACUUUCAGUUUAGGCUAAAGAUUGAGGUCUUUAUAGUUAAGACUGAGACUUCUACACAGAAGCAAGGGCCCAGCCCAUGUAUCACUUUAGCUAAAAAUCCAUUUAAAGAACUACACAGGAAACAGUUUCCCCUGGUUCCAAACAACAGGCUCCAAUACUAAUGUGGAUGAUUAAAAGGCAAAUAGGGCUGGAGCAGAAGUUCAGCGGGUAGGGUAUUUGCUAUGACGUGGUACUUGCUCUGAUAUGGAGGAAGAAAGAAAGAAAGAAAGAAAGAAAGAAAGAAAGAAAGAAAGAAAGAAAGAAAGAAAGAAAGAAAGAAAGAAAGAAAGAAAGAAAGAAAGAAAGAAAGAAAGAAAGAAAGAAAGAAAGAAAGAAAGAAAGAAAGAAAGAAAGAAAGAAAGAAAGAAAGAAAGAGAAAGAGAGAAAAAAAAGAGAGAAAGAGAGAAAAAAAAGAGAGAAAGAGAGAAAAAAGAGAGAAAGAGAGAGGAGCCAAGCCUGCUCCCAAGCAUUGCAUAUGGUCCACUGAGCCCCACCAGCAAUAAACAAAAGAGAUAAAAAAGACAAACAGAUGUUCACAACUGGAAUAAAAUGGCAAGUUUGUUCAUAGACAUUUUACGCUAUACUUGUAUUAACUCUUUUAGUCAGGGGUUAUUAUAUAACAUAAUAUAGACAUCCAAAAUGGCAAGAAAACUUUCAUAAUUAAGAAUAACAAGUCAGGACUGGAGAGAUAGUACAGGGGUUUAGGCACUUGCUUGGCACAUGGCAGACUGGUUCAAUCCUCAGUACCACAUAUGGACCAUGACCAGGAGUGAGCUCUGAGCACAAAGCCAGCAGUAAGCCCCAAGCACUGUCCAGUGUGGCCUAAACACGCUACCCACCACCACCACCUAAGAAAAGGAAAAAAAAGAAAAACAGAAAAGCAGAACUCGUAAAAAUUUAUAAUUUUAUUUUAUUAGUUUUAUUUCUUAAAUUCUAAUUUUUUUCUAGUGAUGCUCAGGGGUUCAUGCUGGCUCUGUAAUCAGGAAUUACUCCUGUCAGUUCUUGGGGAACCAUAUGGGAUGCCAGGGGUUGAACGCAGGAUGGUAGUGUGCAAGGCAAAUGUACUAACGCUCCUGCCCCUAAUUCUCAUUUUCAUAUCUUUUUUUUCCACUCAGAGCAUAGACAUUUUAUUGCGAUAUAAGAGAUAUGCAAUAUUGCAUCCUUUUAAGGUAUACAAAUAUGAUUAUUUAAUAUGUUAAAAAAUAUUGCUUCUGAAAGUUACUCAACACAUCCUUCACCUCAGAUAACUGCUGGUUUUUGGUCACUGUUUUGUUAAAAACAUUUGAUAUCUACUCUUUCAGAAACUCAGCUAUACACUAUGGUAUCGUUAGUUGCAGUCAUCAGCUUAAUGUUGUCAACUGCAGUUUCUAUGCUGUACAUACUGUAGAGAUCAUACUGUAUGCGAUGCAUUUCAUUUGGUUUAAUGUCCACAAUGUCAUCCAUGUUCUGACAUAUAAAAGAAUUCUUCUUGGGGCUGGAGUGAUAGCCUGUGGGUAGGGCAUUUGCCUUGCACGUGGCCAACCUGGGUUCAAUUCCCAGCAUCCUAUAUGGUCCCCUGAGCACCACCAGUGGUAAUUCCUGAGUGCAGAGCCAGGAGUGACCCCUGUGCACUGCCGGGUGUGACCCAAAAAUUUUUUAAAUUUUUUUUUUUUUUGCUUUUUGGGUCACACCCAGCGAUGUUCAGGGGUUACUCCUGGCUUUGCACUCAGGAAUUACUCCUGGCAGUGCUUGGAGGACCAUAUGGGAUGCCGGGGAUUGAACCCGGGUCGGCCACGUGCAAGGCAAACGCCCUACCCGCUGUGCUAUCACUCCGGCCCCAAUUUUUUAAAUUUUUAAAAAAUUAAAUAAUUCUUCUUAUGGAUGAUUGAUAUUCCGUUAUGUAUGUGUCUUAUUUUUAUGGCUUAUAUUCUUACAUUAGAAAACGAGAUAAAUUUUGUUCAAACAUACAAUUGAAGUUACUGACAUAUGUUACCAAAUUAGAAUAGUUUUAUUUAUUUUAUUUUUCAAUUUUGGAUAACAUGAGUUGACGUAACUGAAUAUGUUUUAGAAUUUCCCUCUCCCACAGUCCACUAGAUCCCUCCCCAACUCUGGUAACUACAGCUCUGUGUUCUAAGCCCAUGUGUUUUCUAACUUUAUUUUGCCAAUAAACAACUUUUUUUGUUGUCCGGGCGUUGUUUUGGGCGACACCUUACUCCUGGAGAACCUUGAAGAACCAUGUGGGAUGCUGGAGAUCGAACCCAGAUGAGCUACAUGCAAGGCAAAUGCCAUAUGGACAUCCAAAAUGGCAAGAACUCAUUUUUU
Molecule: messenger RNA, 3870 nt
Organism: Sorex araneus (European shrew)
Lineage: Eukaryota; Metazoa; Chordata; Mammalia; Eulipotyphla; Soricidae
Gene: IL33
Product: interleukin 33
Exons: 9
Coding region: 166-1056 (296 amino acids)
Biological process (GO): positive regulation of inflammatory response; positive regulation of cytokine production
Molecular function (GO): cytokine activity
Source: RefSeq, a predicted model, not a curated record